Molecule: messenger RNA, 1795 nt
Organism: Limanda limanda (common dab)
Lineage: Eukaryota; Metazoa; Chordata; Actinopteri; Pleuronectiformes; Pleuronectidae
Gene: spats2
Product: spermatogenesis associated serine rich 2
Exons: 14
Coding region: 325-1782 (485 amino acids)
Cellular component (GO): cytoplasm
Molecular function (GO): protein binding
Source: RefSeq, a predicted model, not a curated record
UGGCAGAAAACCUCUUCAGCAGCGGAGUCUCGGAUCCAGAUCGACCGCGGACAGCAGCUCGAGUGUCCUCCAGCUGCGGAUCACGUCUCCUUCCACAGACAGAUCAAUCUGGUGAAGAAGCACAAAGAGAACCACAGUUUUCUUCUUCAUGGUGGAGGACUGAUCUGGACCUGCUGCCAGUUGUGACUCAACGGAGAAACCCUCCAAGAGAAAGCGACCACACGUGGAGUCUUCGUCUGAGCAACAGCUUAAACACACUUGAACAGUUCUCUUACAUUCUGGAGGAAAGUUAAAACCAAGCAUCACAAACGUCUUUGUUACAACAUGGCAAAGAAAAACAGCCAAAAGGAUACUUCGGGGGUGGUGUUCGACACUCGCUCGAAAAUGGUGAUGUCCCAGGGAGGCACGGCGGAGAGGAUGAAGGAGAAGAUCAGCGCUGUCAGAGCAGUCGUCCCCAACAAGAGCAACAAUGAGAUCGUUCUGGUGUUGCAGCAUUUCGAGAACUGCGUGGACAAAGCUGUUCAGGCUUUCAUAGAAGGAAGCGCAGUUGAGAUCCUGAAAGAGUGGAAUGUCACCGGCAAGAAGAAGCCCAAGAAGAAAAAGAAGCCCAAGCCUCAGCCCGAGGCCCUGGCAGAGCUCGCCCCCCCGGAGGCGCCGCCGGCCGGCGAGGGGAAGGACGAGAUGAACGGGUUCCACGCCAACGGAUCGGUGGUGGACGGGGAGUCACUGGAUUCUCUGAGUGAACAGUUGGACUCGGCCUCCCUCGACGCAGCAGAGCUGGACUCUGAACCCGCCACGUCCGAAACAACUGGUGCAGAAGCAGAAAGUCAAGACAGAGCCCAGAGUCCCGUGUCUCCGCAGGAAGGACGAAAUCAUCCGGCUCCCAGAGGCAAUAAGGCCCGACGCAGGCCCGGCCCAAACUCACACCCCCCCACGUCCUCAUCAGGACCCAUCACUGAUGAACCAGCGGUCAAGAAGAUCGCUUCCACCAUCGACCGCUCUGUGAAGGACCUGCAGCGAUGCACCGCCUCCCUGACCCGCUACAGGAUGGUGGUCAAGGACGAGAUGGACUCGUCGAUCAAGAGGAUGAAGCAGACGUUUGCCGAGCUCCAGAGCUGUUUAAUGGACAGAGAAGUGACUCUGCUCUCAGAAAUGGACAAAGUGAAAGCAGAUGCCAUGUUGAUUCUGAACGCUCGGCAGAAGAAAGCCGAGCAGCUCCGACGGCUGACGGACAAGUCGGCCUCCAUGUCCGAGGAGCAGCUGACGGAGCUGCGCGCAGACAUCAAGCACUUUGUGAGUGAACGUAAAUACGAUGAGGACCUCGGGAAAGCAGUAAGAUUCACGUUCGAUCUGGAGCCGCUGAAGACGAGCAUCACAGGGUUUGGAUCAGUUUAUCAUCCACGCACAGGUUACUCCGCCCGGUCCCGCUGCAGCUCCACGUCCUCUUCCGUCGCCAGCCCGAGUCUCCAGGAAACUCCUCCUCCUCCUCCCACCCAGACCCAGAGCCCCCCCAGUGACCACCGCCCCCCGCCAAACAAACAGAUUUUCCAGGGCAACAGGCGCACGUUCCAGGGCCAAGGGUUCCAGCGGUAUAACGGCUCCUCCUACCAGGAGAGGAACGCUGCUCGGGCUAACAACCGUUACCAUAGCGAUGGCGCUCAUCCUUCGCAGCGCACCAACAACUCGAGGGCUCCGGCCCAUCCCUCCCAGUCCUCCCACAACCCAGACCGAUCGUCUCACAACGGGCUGCCACAGAGGCCUCCGCGGACGCCCUGCCCUUGACAUUUGGAAAAUC